Phasianus colchicus (ring-necked pheasant) is the source of this 2348-nucleotide messenger RNA. The record is from RefSeq and is a predicted model, not a curated record. NCBI's taxonomy places the organism in Eukaryota, Metazoa, Chordata, Aves, Galliformes, Phasianidae.
CUUGACCUUAAUUCUGAGUCCUUUGACUCGCGUCGCAGUUUCUGGUUCGUGUUUUUAUUACCUUCGGUGAGGAGAGGCAGGAGGGAGGCUGGCUUCGGUGCUGAAAGUUGCACUCGUCCUUCUUUUGGAGGCAGCAUGUGCACCAACAUAGUGUACGAGUGGCUGAAAACCCUGCAGCUCCCCCAGUACGCCGAGUCCUUUGUCGACAAUGGCUACGACGACCUGGAGGUCUGCAAGCAGAUCGGCGACCCGGACCUGGACGCCAUCGGCGUGGCCGUGCCCCAGCACCGCCGCCGGAUCCACGAGGCCGUGCGGAGGCUGCGGGAGGCGGACGAGCGGGCGGCGGGGCUUUACUUCACUCUGGAGCCGCCGCCCGCGCCUCCCGCCAAGGGGCCCCGCCGCCCACCGGGGCAGGACGGGGCGGCCCCCCGACACCGGCCUGGCCGUGGGGGCCCCGUAGUCUACCCGAGGCUGAAGCUGAAGAUCAUGAUCCGGGACAAGCUGGUCCGCGACGGCAUCAACCUGAGCAAGCCGCCCUACUCCAACAAGGUAAGGGGCUCUUGAGGGGCGGUGGCGGCGGCUGGAGGUCUGCUACUCUGGGCGUUCCACCAGCGUGGCACCAGGGUGCGGAGCUGCUCGCAAUGGGGUCGAUGCGGUCCAACUUAGCGCCAGCCUCACGUGCAGAGGAGCGGGGCCAUGGCGGGUGAGAUCCUCCCCAUCCACCGCUUCAGCUGGGCCUGUGCGCUGCGCCUCUGAUUUACUGUUACAAAUCGGUUCUUUAUGUCCUGUCUGGUCUGGGGCGUGAAGGCAGGGAUUGACAGGAUAAGCUUCUGGAUGUUUUGGGUUUUCCCUUCUCUGAAAGUUUUCCAUUGUGUUGGUGAGUGAUAGUGUCUCCUGUAUUUUGAUAAAGGUAGCACUGUAGUGGCAGUGCCUGUUGGUGAAGUGGCUCUUGAAGGAAGCAGUAGUGUAGCCAGUGGGACAACUCCUCGUCCUCUGUUUAUUGACUGAAGGGUGGCAGUGACUGCUGAAUGUCAGAACCAUUUGUCAGCUGCUCCGGGUGCAAGUUGGUCUAGGUCUACAGCAUGCUUUGCUGAAAGGCAGAAAAGUGAAGGUCUCCGAUGACUAUGUCCCAGUUUGAUGAUAUUCAUCUAGUUCUUAUAUUUGAAAAGUUUAAAACGUAACAAUAAUGUUGUCUGGAAGGUAUGUAACUAUAAAAUUAAACAGACAAUACCAUGAAUGAGAAAGUGAUUUGUGAUAGAAAACGAGGCAUUAUGUGAGGUAUGUUUGCUUCAGAGUUCAGGAUGAAGUGUUUUAGCAAGUUGUUUCACGACCCAAGCUGCCUGCUUCUCUUUGAUGAUUUGAAGUCUGACUUUUUGGUUGACCUUGAAAUUGUGGGUACUUUUAACCUCGGAGUUGAAAGUAUGGAAGCAAAGCGAUGGAGAGGUCUGCAGAUCCAGGUUUCUGGAGAUGAUUAUGAUUGUGAGAAAUUAAAUUUGAGAAUUAAUACCAGCAGCGGGGGACCUGGAUGCAAGAAUAAUGAGUGAAAUCCAACUUGGUAACAAUGUAGAGGUGCGCAUAAUAAGACUUAAAGCAUAAUAAGGCUCUCAGGACUUGCAUUUUUAUGGGCCUGGUGAUAGAAGGCCAAUGGUCACUUCUCAAGUACAGCGCCGCCAGGUGGUCUGAGAUAUUUGUGUUCACCUUUUCCUGAAACAUCUGGCUGGUGACUUUGUCAGAAAGUGAAUCAAAUCUGAUAGGACAGUGGUCAAGUCUAAUAAAAACAUUACUGAAUGCACAUUUUGAAGUCUGAGUACAGCAUCUUCUGAAACUUCCUGUGCAUUUCAUUGGGGUCGGUGUGUGUUUGAGGCGAAGCACCAUCCAAGAGAUUUGUUUUCCCUUUGAAGUAAUACUUGUUUGGACUGACGCCUGUCUGAAAUUGUCAUUACCUGUCUAACAUAAACAAACUUCUGUUGAAGUUUUUGCUUAUUAAUGAAGCCACAGCUCAUCACCCACCUUUGGAGCUAUGCUUCACUUCUUCCUUUCAACUUUGUGUGCUCACAGUCACCAAUUCCUUCUUACCAGGGGAACCCUCUACCUGUCUUCACUACCUUCUAUCUUCUCUGUAGGAACUAUAAAAUUCCUGAGAUGACAGUGUAUGACAUCAAGGAAAUGAAAAUCUUAGGCAUUGCUUUCUUCUUUAGCUCACCUUGUUUUAAUUUAUUUGAUUGCUUUGAUAGUAGUGCAAGUUAGCUGUCAGGGCAAACUCAUCUUACAUGUAAAUUGUCACUCAGCUUUAAUGCUAAAAUGCUUUUUAAACCUAAAUGGAACAUUUUGUAGCAGAAAGAGGAACC